AUUUAGGAUUUAGUCGACCAGCAAAAGAUGAUCUGGAAAGCUUAGAAACGAAAAUAUAUGGAAUCAUGCCAUAUAUUGCACCUGAAGUGUUAAUCAAAAAGCAAUAUUCAUUUAGUUCAGAUAUCUAUAGUUUAGGAAUGAUUAUGUGGGAACUUACAUCUGGACUGCGUCCUUUCUAUAAUAAGGCAUAUGAUUCACAUCUUAUGCUUGAUAUAUGUAAUGAAAAUCUUCCGUUACGACCAAAUAUCACAGAAGAUACACCACAUUGUUGGGCAAUUUUGAUGCAAAAAU
Molecule: messenger RNA, 291 nt
Organism: Racocetra fulgida
Lineage: Eukaryota; Fungi; Glomeromycota; Glomeromycetes; Diversisporales; Gigasporaceae
Source: the annotation of a GenBank genome assembly